AUGCAUUUUCUAUUCGUUCUCGGCCUUCUCGGGCCAGUGAUUGAUCAAAACUUCUACUACGUGGGGCUAAAAUACACGUCGCCGACGUUCUCGUGCGCCAUGAGCAACAUGCUUCCAGCCAUGACUUUUAUCUUGGCCGUAAUAUUUCGGAUGGAGAUGUUGGACGUGAAGAAACUGUGGUGCCAGGCGAAAAUAGCAGGAACGGUGGUGACGGUGGCCGGAGCCAUGUUAAUGACAAUUUACAAGGGACCUAUCGUUGAGCUGUUUUGGACCAAAUAUAUGCAUCUACAACAUGCUAACGAGACGACGUCGUCUAACAAUUCAAGUGAUCGUAAAGAUUUUCUCAAAGGCUCCAUCCUCCUCAUCUUAGCUACACUCGCAUGGGCCUCCCUCUUCGUUCUACAGGCAAAAAUACUAAAGACGUACUCGAAGCAUCAGCUUUCUCUAACAACACUAGUUUGCUUCAUCGGAACACUACAAGCGGUUGCUGUGACGUUUGUCAUGGAGCACAAACCCUCUGCUUGGAGAAUUGGCUGGGACAUGAACCUCCUUGCUGCUGCCUACUCUGGUGAUUGGUGCGGUGCUGAUUGUGAUUGGACUCUAUGCGGUUUUAUGGGGAAAGCAAAAGGAGAAUCAAGUGACUAA
Molecule: messenger RNA, 645 nt
Organism: Thlaspi arvense
Lineage: Eukaryota; Viridiplantae; Streptophyta; Magnoliopsida; Brassicales; Brassicaceae
Source: the annotation of a GenBank genome assembly